Messenger RNA from Plutella xylostella (diamondback moth), 1764 nucleotides. The record is from RefSeq and is a predicted model, not a curated record. Lineage: Eukaryota; Metazoa; Arthropoda; Insecta; Lepidoptera; Plutellidae.
AGACGGCAUGGGCGAAGGCAAGCAGUUGGACGUGUUGGAGCCCCAAGCGCGAAUGGCGAAGCUCAACUCUUUGACAGAUGAAAAGAUGGAGACGCUGCUAGUGAAGCGGGGCGGCGGCGGCGCCAUAUCUCUGGGGGUGCCGGUGGAGGCCGGAGUGUCAGCUCUGAGGAUCUACAUCGAGGGUGCCGUGGAACACGCUGUGUUGUACCCGCCUAAUGACGCGCCCCAAAUAGACCUCUACAACCAGACAUCGGUGGCGCUCUACUCGCGCGGCUCCCGCACCGACGGCCUGUCUCCGCGCGACGUGUACCUCGCCUUCACUGGGGAAGACUCAUUGUCCGUCCUGCCCGUGUCGACACGGUCCCCGGCCACGGCCGGCGUGUGGCACUUCAGCAUGCGCUGCGACACGUGUGACUACCGACUCACCAUCGGCGCUACGGCUAGCAUCCACUUCACUACUAGCCUGCUGGAUGGGGAUGGCAUUCGACUACGCGUCGUGGGACCAGUGAGCACCGUCAGAGACUCGGCUCUGGUCGACGAAUACGGCGCUGAGCUGAGCAAGCUCACGUUUAGCUACCAACCCGCAGCGGGGGAGGGCGAGCACCCGCGCCCCGGGCAGCAGGACCAGGAGCUGGUGGCCGAGGUGCCGCUCCCCGCAGUGAAGGCUUCCAGGGUCUACGCCAAGAUCGUGGGCCGAGAUGUGCAUGGAGAGUCCUUCGUCCGCCUCUCGGGCCCCCUGCACCAGGCGUCGGAGAUCCGCACCGGCCGGUCAGCCACCGUGGUCUUCCCUGACGCAUUCAGCGAGCUCGAGAUGGCCGAGGAGUACAGUCAGAGGGGGCAGAGGCAGAUGCAGUACAACGAGACUGGUGGGCGGACUACUUCUCAGGUGGUGAACCAACUAGGAACACUGAUGACGACAGUUCAAAUUGGAUUAAGUUCCAGGCUUUAUGGGGCACCGGGAGAAAUAUUUGCGAUCCACUACGAAGUGACAAACUACAGGGACCAGGGCGUGCAAUUCUCGUUCGGGGCCGGAGACGAGCUGUCCUACCUGCUCGACGUGAAACCUCGCUACCAGUACGUGGCAUCAGGGCAAUCGGUGAUCGUCAUCGUGAGGAUGAUCAUAAGCAACGCCGCGACGCCUGGCGCCCGCGACUUGGUCGUAUUCACUGCUGAAGGCCGAGACAAAGCAUCCAUCGCUGCCUACGUCUACGUGACCAGCCCUGACGGUCCACCGACGGACCUCUGGGCUCCCGAAGUCACGCACAGUUUCCAGGGUUCCUGCUUCGGGAAGAUGGGAGACGACUGCGCCCAGAAUGUGUGGUCUGUUAAUGUUGUGGCCAGGGAUAACGUUGCAGGCCUACUCCGAGUGUCCUCCUCCCCGCCCGGCCUGCUCUACGCCGGGAACUUCGUGGCGGGAACCCGGGACAGCGUCGUCAGCACGUACCGCGCCAGCUGUUGCGCGCCACGCCUGCUGGUCACGGCUGUUGACGCCGUGGGCAACGCUCAGAGUUACAAUCUGGAUAUAUCUAACUACUUCACGCCAGCAUCCAUAGCGGCUAUAGUGCUGGGAGUGUUCCUGCUAAUAGCCCUGAUCCUCAUUGUGGCGUUCCUCAUCUACUGGUGUGUGAGGAGGCGGAGGGAGUCCAAGGAGCUACCGUACACGGCUAGACGGGAGAUCGGAUAGAGUUUAAGGCGGCUAGCCUAGCACGGGGUGCAAGAUGCGCACGACAAGACGUGACAAAAGUUCUCCGUCGCUCUCGAAGC